Messenger RNA from Ochlerotatus camptorhynchus, 1959 nucleotides. Its product is annotated as putative fatty acyl-CoA reductase CG5065. The transcript has 4 exons. Gene Ontology annotation, molecular function: alcohol-forming very long-chain fatty acyl-CoA reductase (NADP+) activity. The coding region runs from base 123 to 1754 and encodes 543 amino acids. Gene Ontology annotation, biological process: long-chain fatty-acyl-CoA metabolic process. The record is from RefSeq and is a predicted model, not a curated record. NCBI's taxonomy places the organism in Eukaryota, Metazoa, Arthropoda, Insecta, Diptera, Culicidae. Gene Ontology annotation, cellular component: peroxisome.
UACCUCUGCAAUCCAAAUGUUAACGAACCGUAUCAUCUGAUAGCACAUUCACAUCACGCACGAUCUAGAACUGAAGCAGCGUAGUAGCAGCGCAAAUCGAGUAAUCGACCCAUCUCAUCAUAAUGGAUCUGCCCAUACUGGCCCAGGUGGAGACCAUUGCCAACCGCUUCCAUUCGCUGUCGUCAGCCGGAAGCAAUGGUGUGCUCAAGACCAUGGUGAAAUCCGAUCUGAACAACAACACCCUCGACGGGAACAUCUCUCCGGUAGAGGAGGAAAUCAGCGAAUCGUACGCGAUUCGACCGUUCUACGAGGGGAAGACCAUUUUCGUGACGGGAGGGACGGGUUUUCUGGGGAAGGUGUUGAUCGAGAAACUGCUGCGCAGUUGCGAUGGCAUCAAAAAGAUCUACAUCCUGUUGAGACCGAAACGGGGUCUGACCAGUGAGCAGCGGUACCGAGAGUUUAUCAAACAUCCCGCAUUCGACCGACUGCGCCAGACGGAACCGUUCGUGAUAGACAAGAUGGUAUGUGUGGGAGGGGACAUCACGAUGCCCCAGCUGGGACUAUCCGAGAAAGAUAUGCAGCUGCUGGUGGAGAAUGUAAACAUUGUGUUCCACGUGGCCGCCACCGUGCGGUUCAACGAAGGCUUGAAGGAAGCUGCCGUGUUGAAUGCCAUCGGGACGCAACAAAUGCUGGAGCUUUGCGUUAAGAUGUUUCAUUUGCAGAGCGUGGUCCACGUCUCGACUGCCUACAGUAACCCGAGCAGGCGCGAAGUCGACGAAGUGGUCUACCCGCCAACGAUGAAUGCCGACUCGUUCAUACAGUGCGUGAGCAUUCUGCCAGGGGAUGUGAUCAAUGCACUGGCCGGGAAGCUACAGGGAACUCAUCCAAAUACGUACACGUUGACGAAGUCGAUUGCCGAACAACUGGUUUCCGAGUACAGCAGUCAGCUGCCGAUCUGCAUCGUACGACCGUCGAUCGUGACCGGAGCGCUGAAGGAACCGUACCCGGGGUGGGUGGACAACGUCUACGGAAUUACUGGUAUCAUGAUGGAAAUCGGACGAGGUACCAUCAGUAGUAUCAUGUGCGAUCAAAACUGCGUCAUGGACGUCAUUCCGGUGGAUAUCGUGUGCAAUACCUUGAUCGCGGCUGCGUGGGAAAAUGCCAUCACCAUGUCCAACCCGCUACGGGUAUACAACUGCACCUCCGGUCCGAUCAACCCGAUCAAGUGGUACAAAUACGGCGAAAUCACCCAGAAGUAUGCCAUUAAGAAUCCAACCAAGUACGUGAUGCUGUAUCCGGGCUUCCAGUACCGCACCAAUCGAAUCAUGCACAAGAUAGUCGAGCUGUUUCUGCACUUUCUGCCGGCUUACCUGUUCGACGUAGUGAUGCGAAUCCAGGGAACGAAGCCGAUCAUGGCCAAGAUUGCCAAACGCUUUCAGAAGGCAGCCGACACGGGUGAGUUCUUCGCCAUGCACCAGUGGGACUUCAAGAGUCACAAUCUGAGACGGUUGAUGCACAAGGUCCAUCGGGCGAAGGAUGGGGCCGAUUUUGACUUCGAUAUGACCCAUAUGGACUGGGAUGCGUACAUCGAGCGCUACAUGCUCGGGAUUCGCAAGUUUGUGCUGAAGGACGACCUGGACAGCAUGGAGAAGGCCCGGAGGAAGAUAAGGCAGCUGUACUGGUUCAGAUGGUUUCUGCUGCUUGUGGUGCUGUUUGUGUUGUAUCAUUUCGUGCUGAAGAGGUUUAUUUUCUAAGAAGGGAUGUCAUCUGGGUUUGGAAGGUGAGCAGUAUGGUUAGAUCUGUUGUGGAACAAUUUUAUUAUGUUAGUACUGAUAGCUAGCUGAGUGAGUAGAAUAGCUUAAACGUUAGGGAAUUAGAUAGCUAAUGUGCACAUACAAUCUAAAUAUAGUUUCUGUUUUUAUGGCAACCAUGUUGAUGGAAAUAAAUACAUACUUCUUU